GAUACCCCUAAUCCUGCCUCACCGCUUGUUAUCCCUGCCCUGUGCCUGGACUGCUCUUUCCCUCUGAAGCCCCCCAGCUUUAGCCUCUAUCCCUGCACCAUAUCAACCGAGGUAGACUCCCUUAAUACAACACUGCUUUUUCUCUUAUUAUCUUGAAAGAAGGAGAGAACAAUUGCUUGGGCUCUUUGCUCUGUUGGAUAGAAGGCUAAGAAGAACAAGCAACAAUGUCCACCAGCGAGCGUUUCGACUGCCAUUACUGCAAGGACUCUCUGCUGGGGAAAAAGUACAUAAUGAAAGAGGACACGCAGUACUGCACAAAGUGCUACGAGAACCUGUUUGCCAACUGCUGUGAGGAAUGCUCUUUAGCGAUUGGCUGUAACUGCAAGGACCUGUCCUAUAAGGAUCGCCACUGGCACGAUCAGUGCUUCAAAUGUGCCAAGUGCAGCCGCUCGCUGGUGGAAAAGGCCUUUGCCGCCAAGGAUGAUUUGUUACUGUGCACCGAAUGCUACGCCAAUGACUAUUCCUCCAAGUGUUCCACCUGCAGCAAGACCAUCAUGCCAGGUUCCCGCAAAAUGGAAUACAAGGGGAACAGCUGGCAUGAGACCUGCUUCCUGUGCCACCGCUGCCAGCAGCCAAUAGGAACCAAGUCCUUCAUCCCCAAAGACACCGGCUACUUCUGUGUGCCCUGCUUCGAGAAGCAGUUUGCCUACCAGUGCUGUGCCUGCAAGAAGGCCAUCACGACAGGUGGAGUGACCUACCAAGAGAAGCCCUGGCACCGCGAGUGCUUCCUAUGCAUCGGCUGUAGAAAGCAGCUGUCGGGUCAGCGCUUCACCUCCAGGGAGAACUACCCCUACUGCCUCGAAUGCUUCAGCAACCUGUAUGCAAAGAAGUGUGUGGGCUGCACCAAGCCCAUCACCAGUCUGGCAGGGGCCAAGUACAUCUCGUUUGAGGAGCGCCAGUGGCACAGCGAGUGUUUCACCUGCAUGCAGUGCUCCAUGUCACUGGUGGGACGCGGCUUCCUCACCAAGCGCGACAACAUCUUGUGCACCGACUGCGGCAGGGAGAAGUGAUCUUUCCAUGAGGGGUCACAGCUUAAGCUGAAUAACAACAGGGCUUCAUACUCUGAUACAAAUAAUGCAGAUUCAUGAAUAUUUCUUCUUAGCAUGUCUGGUGCAUAAACAAACUCUGAAUGUCAAAUGUUUGGUGUUAUAAAUGAACAUUAGCUUCACACACACUGCACACGCAACAGACCUGAUAAACAUGUAUCUGUAAGGUCAUGGUGCCAUAUGUGCGAUUGUUGAUGAAUGUGUGCUUUGUUUCUUUUUUUCUCUCAUACUUUUACUUUUGACAAGGAAACAUUUUCUGUAGUAGCUGUCAGCCACUAGUCAAUUAAUGGAUUGACAUAAAAUAAAUUCUAUUUUGAUAAUUGAUUAAUUACUUUUCAAGCCAGCCAAAAGUUCCAGCUUUUCUGGAGAUAUGAUUUGAUACUCUUCUGUGUGAAGAUGUCACUCUGGGAAAAAAAUAAGUUUUUCAGUAUUUUCGGACAUUUCAUGGACAAAAAGAUUAACUGUGAAACUAUUCAGCAGAUGGUUUUAGAAAAUAAACCAUCAUGGAAAUAUUUUCUGACUUUCAUUAUACAUUCAUAUAUUUCUAUUAUGAUUUGUUCUGAUCGUGUAGAGGGAAAAAAUUGUCAAAUAUGCAUGAUUUAUGCUUCUUUUAUGUGAAAUACUUAACAUACUAAAGGUCACUCAAAUAAAGACCUUUCUAUCAUGCUGA
Messenger RNA from Scophthalmus maximus (turbot), 1776 nucleotides. It is a transcript of the gene fhl5, whose product is annotated as four and a half LIM domains 5. Gene Ontology annotation, molecular function: transcription coregulator activity. The record is from RefSeq and is a predicted model, not a curated record. Bases 225 to 1070 code for a protein of 281 amino acids. Gene Ontology annotation, cellular component: nucleus; Z disc. Lineage: Eukaryota; Metazoa; Chordata; Actinopteri; Pleuronectiformes; Scophthalmidae. The transcript is spliced from 6 exons.